AUGAAUAACUAAAAAGAUAAAAAAUCUAAUCUUCGAACAUCCUCACUCGAAAGAAUAUUAAGAGUCCUGAAAUAAAAAGAUGGAGAUCAAACCAAUUCAUAGAGUAUAGUUGAGAAGAGAGUAGAUAACGAGUACUAUUUAUAUUCUAAUAACUCAUUGCUAAAAACUAUUGAUAAUCCUAAAAAUAACAAUGGAGCUCAUAUUUAAUCAUUAACAGUCUAAAAACAAUAUAAGCAUUUAUCAUCUUUGAUGAGCAUAGACCCUACAAUACAUAAAAGAAAUGAUAAUCUAAUGGAAGCGUAGAGAAGUGAAGGAGCUAGUUCCCAGACAAGCUACUAUACUAAAGGACCUAAAUGUACUAGCAACAACACCACCUCAAAUAAUACUAACAACAAUAACUAGGGACUUCGAAUUAGGACUAUUAGCAAUACUAGUUAAACUGCUAAUUCAAACUAAACUACAUCUGCUACCUCCAAUGGAUAUAAUGCAGUACUGAAUUAGAAAAGUUAAAACUAUAUAUUAUAGAGCUAGAAGUAGAAUAAGUCUCAGAAGAUCAUGUAAAAGCAUCAAACUUAGACAAUGGCGAUGCAAGGAUGUAAAGAAAUAUUUGAAACUAUUUACGGAGCAAAGCCAUGCAUUGCUGCUAACUCUGGAAUCAAGAAAAAAUCUAAAAAGUAAGGAGGCUAAAAUACAUUAAAGAAGCCAAAUAGCAGAGCUAAUUCAACAUAAAAGCGAAAUAUUCAAGAGAUACUACUUAAUGGGCCUUACAACAAAGACCCAAGCAGCCAUUGCAAUCAAGAUACGUAUUUCAGCCAUCAUACUAGAUAGAGUUCCUAAAAUUUUAGGACAACAUAAUCUAAGGAUAGAUAAGGCAACCUACAGUCUUAAACACCAGCUGAUGAUAGAACCUAAGAUCUCUAAUACAUUUAGAAUAAUCAAAAUCUAGCAUAAGUUAAAAGCAUUAUGAUUGAAUAAUAGGAGCAAGGCUAAGGAGGUUCAGAGAUAGGCUCAAGAGAGAAUACUCUAUAUCUAAAACAUUCUAAUCAAAAUUAAAAUGUGCAAAGCAUGCUAAACGGGUAUAAAAAGGGGGCUGCAGGAACUACAAAUAAUGCCAACUCUAUCCAAUAUAUGGUUCAAAGCAAUUUGGAGAGCUUAACAGAGUCAAUAGAGCAUUAAGGACCUAUUAUAGACAUGAAAAAAAGCUCUAAAAUAUUUACUAAACCACUCAUUCAAAGCAAGAGCAAUUAGAUAUCUGUUUUAAAUGAGAAAUAAGAGAGAGAACCUUCUAAGGCUAGAAGCAAUAAAUUUGAAAGUGGAAAUAAGAAAUUCAGCCAAGAGAUAAGUAGCAUUCAUAAUGAUGACAUAAAAUAGUAGGUUUAGCGCUUCAUGAUAAAUCAAGAAAAGGAACAUCAUAAUAAUUAGAAGUUCAAUUAAAUUUAGGAAUGCCAUCCAAUUUUUACCAAGAAACCUUAAACUCAAUAAGUAGCGAAUCGUCCCAACAAGCCGCCUGCAAACCCAUCAAGUAAUUUAAAGGCUAGAAUAGAUUAUCAAAAUAAUGCUGAAUCUUCUUCUAAGGAAGACCAAAACAUGAUGGAAGAAGAUUUAUUGCCAAGAAGUCAAACACUCGGAUUAUUGAAACCUAAAAGAUCAAUAUUGACAUCAAACAUAAAAUAGAGACCUAAGUAAACUAAUCAAUUUGAGAAUUUAUUCGAACACCCUGAUUUCGAUGAGUUCAAAAGAGUACACUAGGAUCCAUUGUAGCAUUUUUAGUAAAUUUCUUAGCCAAUAAUGCACAAUGGUAAAAUUAACUUUGAAAUUUCUGUAAGAGAAAGUCUUAAUGAGUCAAGCAUUAGAUUGGACAAGGAUUAAAAUACUUUGAGUGAAUAAAAUGAUAAUAAAUCUAGACAGAAUCCUAGAACAGGAGGAGGAGCUCCAAAAUCUCCUUCAGAACUUAUAAGUGAUCUUGAUUCUUUUCCCUUUUUCGAAAAUUGUAUUCCAGGAGCUAAUCUUUUCAGAAAGAGAGGCAUAAAUCAAAUUAAUAUUGAAGACCUAUAAUUGAAGGCAAUGCUAUAAUUAAUGGAAAGUAAAUUUAACUGA
Messenger RNA from Stylonychia lemnae, 2097 nucleotides. The record is from the annotation of a GenBank genome assembly. NCBI's taxonomy places the organism in Eukaryota, Ciliophora, Spirotrichea, Sporadotrichida, Oxytrichidae.